Messenger RNA from Nematolebias whitei (Rio pearlfish), 1147 nucleotides. It is a transcript of the gene vps37d, whose product is annotated as VPS37D subunit of ESCRT-I. NCBI's taxonomy places the organism in Eukaryota, Metazoa, Chordata, Actinopteri, Cyprinodontiformes, Rivulidae. Bases 67 to 984 code for a protein of 305 amino acids. The record is from RefSeq and is a predicted model, not a curated record. The transcript has 4 exons. Gene Ontology annotation, cellular component: ESCRT I complex. Gene Ontology annotation, biological process: ubiquitin-dependent protein catabolic process via the multivesicular body sorting pathway; protein targeting to membrane; protein targeting to vacuole.
GAGAUGUAACGGCGGAGCGGACUGACUGCCUCCAACCCGUGUUCAGGCGCGCUUGGAACGGAUAAAAUGUCCACCUCGAAGGAGACGAACACGUGUCCCGACGGCUACCGGGCUUUAAGUACCGCCGAGCUGCGCGAGCUUUUACAAAACGACGACAAAAUGGACAAAAUCAUCCGACUCAAUGAGAAGUUUCAGGAUCUUCAGGUGGACAGGGAGGUGAUGCUGACCUCCAACCGGAGCCUGGCGGAGGAGAGCCUCGCUCGACAGCCCCGCCUGAACAACGGCAAGCUGCAGCUGGCAGACAAAUACAGGGAACUGUCCAGCCUUGUAACCACGUGCUGGGAAAAACAAAGUCAACUGGAGGCUCGCGGCCAGAAGCACCGCCUGCAGACGGCGCAGAACCUCCUGCAGGAGGAGGUGGCGCGUGCUGAGGAACAAUCGGAGGAGCUGCUGGAGAAGUUCAUGGAGGGGAACGUAAGCCUGGAUGAGUUCUUGGACUCUUUUCAGAGCUCCAGGAAGACGUAUCACAUCCGCCGGGCUCAAGCAGAGAAGAUGCAAGAGGUCGUUCAAGCCAAAAGGCAGCCGAGCAAAGCCAAGCGAGCGGAGGAGAACCAUGUUCCUGAAGUCAGGAAGGACUCUGAGCAGCCUCCAGAAGCCCACAGACCCAACGGCUUCAUCGCGCAGGGACCUCUCAGGGUGUUCCAAGUGCGCUACGGCCUGACGCCGGCCAUCCUCGUCCCUCAUUAUCCCGUUUCCCCACCUGCCUCGGCUCCCGUCCAUCAAAGUAGUAGCUCUCACUCUGAACCCCAAGUGGGCCAGCCCCACAUCCUGAGCCCCGGCAACCCGCUUCCAGGACACGGCCAGCCGGUUGGGCUCAGGGUCAUCGGACAGCUGUCGGGCGGCUGGCCGGCUAACGGGCGGCCAGUUCGAGUGCAGCAGCUUUACAGACCGAACCCUCAGCAGCCCGAACCACCGUACCGAUAGACUCCGGGUGGUCUGAGGGAGAUUUAAAAAGGUGGUCGGAGAGGAGACCAGCAGUGUCUGUCAUGAUCAUGGUGGCAAAGACUGGCUCAGACUGGCAGCACUGAAGACCUUCGUUUCUGUUCUCCGUCCGUGACACUCACAUGUAACCGUGAAGGGAAGCCGG